GCCUGGAGAGGUGUGGCUGGACCAAGACCUCCCCUGAUGUAAGCAGGCUCCCUCCUCCCCCACCACCCGUUGCCACCACGCCAGGGGACAUCCUCAAGCCCUGGCCCUUAGGGGAGAGGUAACAGGAGCCCAGAGCCGAGACCAUGUGACGGCGCUGGCCCUUGCCACCGCCGUCCCCCAACCCUGGCCCCAGGCCUGGCACCAUGAUGUUCCGAGACCAAGUAGGCAUCCUCGCUAGCUGGUUCAAGGGCUGGAAUGAAUGUGAGCAGACAGUGGCUCUGCUGUCGCUUCUGAAGCGGGUCACCCGUACCCAAGCCCGCUUUCUGCAGCUCUGCCUGGAGCACUCGCUGGCAGACUGCAAUGAUAUCCACCUGCUGGAGUCAGAGGCCAACAGUGCUGCCAUCGUCAGCCAGUGGCAACAGGAGUCCAAAGAGAAGGUGGUAUCCCUCUUGCUAUCCCACCUGCCCCUACUCCAACCAGGCAACACAGAGGCCAAGUCCGAGUACAUGAGACUGCUGCAGAAGGUGCUGGCCUACUCCAUUGAGAGCAAUGCCUUCAUUGAGGAGAGCCGCCAACUUCUCUCCUAUGCCCUCAUCCACCCAGCCACCACGCUGGAGGACCGCAAUGCGCUCGCCCUCUGGUUGAGCCAUCUGGAAGAGCGGCUGGCUAGUGGUUUUCGCACCCGACCAGAGCCCUCCUACCAUUCACGCCAGGGCUCAGAUGAGUGGGGGGGACCUGCAGAGCUGACCCCUGGAGAGGCAGGACCAGGCUGGCAGGACAAGCCACCCCGAGAAAAUGGACAUGUACCCUUCCACCCAUCCAGCUCAGUGCCGCCGGCCAUCAACAGUAUUGGGAGCAAUGCAAACACAGGUCUCCCCUGCCAAAUCCACCCUAGCCCGCUGAAGCGCUCCAUGUCACUCAUCCCUACAAGCCCCCAGGCCCCUGGUGAGUGGCCGAGUCCAGAGGAGCUUGGGGCCCGGGCUGCUUUCACCACGCCCGACCACGCACCCCUCUCGCCACAGAGCAGUGUGGCCUCCUCUGGCAGUGAGCAGACGGAGGAGCAGGGCUCCAGCCGGAACACUUUCCAGGAGGAUGGCAGCGGGAUGAAAGAUGUGCCCUCAUGGCUCAAGAGCCUCCGCUUGCACAAGUAUGCUGCUUUGUUCUCACAGAUGAGCUAUGAAGAGAUGAUGACCCUAACAGAGCAGCACCUAGAGUCGCAGAAUGUCACCAAAGGUGCCCGGCACAAGAUAGCCCUGAGCAUCCAGAAGCUUCGUGAAAGACAGAGCGUCCUCAAGUCCCUAGAGAAGGAUGUGCUGGAAGGUGGCAAUCUGCGGAACGCUCUGCAGGAGCUGCAGCAGAUCAUCAUCACCCCUAUCAAGGCCUACAGUGUCCUUCAGGCCACCCCUACUGCCAAGGAUGGGGGUCGGGGGGAGCCGCUACUGCCAGGUGCUGAGCCUCCCCUCACCCAUCUUGGAACAGACAAGGGCACUGAGGCCAAGGACCCUCCAGCUGCAGAGAACUAUCCUUCUCCACCAGCUCCAGCUCCCACUGAUAGCAGUGAGCCAGUCCCAGCUCCCGUCGCCGAUGGAGACAUCCCCAGCCAGUUUACACGGGUGAUGGGCAAAGUAUGCACCCAGCUGCUGGUGUCCCGACCAGAUGAGGAGAACAUCACCAGUUACCUCCAGCUCAUCGAAAAGUGCCUGACUCAUGAGGCUUUCACAGAGACACAGAAGAAGCGGCUGCUGUCCUGGAAGCAGCAAGUGCUGAAACUCCUCCGGACAUUUCCGCGAAAAGCUGCAUUGGACAUGCAGAACUACCGGCAGCAGAAGGGCUGGGCAUUUGGCUCCAACUCACUCCCCAUAGCUGGCUCUGUGGGGAUGGGUGUGGCCCGGCGGACCCAGCGGCAGUUCCCAAUGCCUCCUCGGGCCCUCCCACCUGGCAGGAUGGGCCUCCUGAGCCCUUCAGGCAUUGGGGGUGUCUCUCCUCGACAUGCCCUUACCAGCCCCAGUCUUGGGGGUCAGGGCCGACAGAACCUGUGGUUUGCCAACCCUGGAGGCAGUAACAGCAUGCCCAGCCAGAGCCGCAGCUCUGUGCAGCGCACUCACUCGCUCCCAGUCCACUCGUCACCCCAGGCUAUUCUCAUGUUCCCUCCAGAUUGCCCGGUACCUGGGCCUGACCUGGAAAUUAAUCCCACCCUGGAGUCUCUGUGUCUGAGCAUGACAGAACACGCCUUGGGUGAUGGGACAGACAAAACCUCCACCAUCUGACGGGACCCACAGUCCAGCGCACUCAUAGGCUCCCUGGGCGGCGGGCGGGGGCCAUCCCCCAACAGGCUUCUUCUCGGCAGCGAGAGGGUGGGCUGGCGCAGCUAUACAUUCUGAUAUUUUUCUACUCAUCCUCUUAACUUUUGUUUAACAUUGACACAUGCCUUGCUCACUCCCAGGCCCAUUGAGGGAUCUCGACUGAGGCCAGGGAUCAGAGAGGGCAGCCGGGGCAAGGGGCAAGGACUGGCCAGACUGCCUACCCCUUCCCUCCCCAAUCUCCCACCAGCCCUAUCCCACCCCUGCCUCCUCCUAGACUGCUGACACCUGUCCUUCCCCAAGAGAGCAGACUUCUUAGAGAUACUGACCACCACCUUGUGCAGCCUGCCCUUCAGAAACAUGACAGUGGGGGAAGCAGUGUGGACAGCCUGCUCACCAGUAUGUCACUGGAGAAGAGCCCCUCUCCCCUGGUUUCUACCCUUCAUCAUUUCUAUCCCAGACAGUCACCAUCUUCCUCCCCCCUCUUCCUUGCCCUGUUUAUCAGAGGUUCUCUACAAUUAAUUUCUUAGGCCUAUUUAAGAUACAUAUUUAUAUAGUUCUUAACGGUUUUUCUCUGAUCACAUUCCCUGUCAUUUUUAGAAUCCCCAGGCCUCUCUCUGAGCCAGGACAGUGGCAGGGGGAACCUGAACUUUAUGAGAGGAGAGGGCAGAGCCCCCUCCUCCAGACCCCCUCGCCCUUCCCCAUCCCAGCCCUGGCUCCUAGAUGCAGAGGUUGAAGGUGGGCAGCCCCGGGCCCGCAGUGAGGUCAGGAAGUCUGUUGCCUUAAUGUCCCUUUCCCCCACCAACAUAACCCUUCUCUGCUCCCCAGGUCUGUUAGCAAAAGAUUUGUGGGUUGGAACCAGGGAAAGGGGAUUGUUGGGUUUUUGUUUUCUUGCCUAUCCCCUUUCUGUCAACCUUCCCCUACCCCCAUUAUGUCAUGACCUCAUGUAAGUGGAACACUAUAUCAUAACCCAGAGGUGCGGCCCAGCCUGAGUCACACAAACCCUCUGCCCCCCAUUACUGAUGAGGGCUGGUGCUGUGGCCCAGGAGGGAGGGAAUUUGGGGGUUCAGGCUGUGGGGAAGCCAGGGUCCCCUAUUCCAAACUCCUCUUUCCCCCCUCAACCUACACCCUCAUUGGGACAUUCUCAAGCUUUUCACAUGAAAAGGAAAAAAAUGUUAUUUUUAGAUACAUUUUAUGAAUAACUUUUGUUAUGAAUAUGGCUGGUAACCAUUGUGUAUGUUAUUAAAGAUACAAAAUGUUGGGAAAAAAACAAAAAACCAAAAAAAAAAAAUUGAAAACCACAGCCUUCCCUGCACUAUCAGCCCAUCCCCCAGACCUCGCCCCUGCCUCCUGGUCUUUGGACCUCCCCUGCUCUGAGCCCAGGGAGGAAGAAGCCAGGGGGUGGAGUGGCAAUGGGGACCUGCCUGUGGUCCCCACCACCUCGCCCAGUGCCGGGCUGGGCGGGGUGUCAGGUGUAUUUAUGUACCUCUUGCACACUCAUCAACCUAUGCAAGUCCCCACCCCGGCCCUCCAGGUUUCUGUGCCUUUUGCUCAUUCCCCUCUAACUCCCAGGCUUCUCCGGCCCCUCCCACUAACUGUGGGAAGUGGGGUGAAAGGCCACCUGUUUGAAAUAAGCAGGUUUCCUCUCAUGGGACCCUCACCUCCACAAGCUGGUCUAGUCUUGUCUUGUUCACUUCCCAUCAGGGUGACUGACCCUGCUUGGCACUGGAAGGUGGUAAGGGAUACAUACCCCCCCCAGCGGGAGGUGAGAGCUUGCCCCCCCUCACCUGACAGCAGAGUGCAGGACGCAGGCGGCCCCACUCUGACAGGCAGGACCCUGACCCUCCGACUCCCGAGCCCUCUCCAUGGUUUCACCCUAUCCUACCCACUUCUGUCCCCAGCCCCACUGGCAGAAUCAGCUUUGAGUAACUGUACAUUUUCUCGCUGUUGGAGAAGACUUAUUUGUUGGAGUUUCAAUUGUUAAUGGUCUGGGCUUAUUUUGGAAAAAAAAAAAAAAA
Microtus ochrogaster (prairie vole) is the source of this 4318-nucleotide messenger RNA. Lineage: Eukaryota; Metazoa; Chordata; Mammalia; Rodentia; Cricetidae. The record is from RefSeq and is a predicted model, not a curated record.